Acanthosepion pharaonis is the source of this 606-nucleotide messenger RNA. Lineage: Eukaryota; Metazoa; Mollusca; Cephalopoda; Sepiida; Sepiidae. The record is from the annotation of a GenBank genome assembly.
AUGUUUUCUUUCUUUUGUGGAGAGAGUAAAUAUUGUAGUAAUCUAUUCCUCUCUUUCUUCUUCUUCUUCUUCUUCUUCUUCUUCUUCUUCUUCUUCUUCUUCUUCUAUGUGCCUUACACUCUUCUCUCUCUCUCUCUCUCUCUCUCUCUCUCUCUCUCUCUCUCUCUCUACCAUACAGGUACCCCCCUGCACGCCGCUUUUGACACCUGUAUUCAAGACCUGUCUUUAUCCAACGGCGGCAACUUUAUUUUUUUCUUUUUAUUACGUUUUUUUUUUAUUGUUCUGGUCUUUUUCUUUUCUCUUUUCCUUCUUUCAUGUCCACUACAUUCCUCUCUCGUCACUCUUUUUAAAAAUUUUAUGCACCCUUUUACAUUCCAUCUUCUUCUUCUUUCUUUUCACACUUCUUUCUCUCGUUAUUUUUUUCUUCCUUUGUUUACCAUUUUCACUUUUUUUCCCCUUCUCCUUCCGUCAUAUCUUUCCAGACUACUUAAGUCCAGUCUCAUACAGACUUCUCAGAACAGGGGGAAGUCUUCUCUCUCUCCUCCAAAAUUCAUCCGCAAAUCUCUCGACUCACCGCGACGACAGUCUCGUGACUCUCUCGACUAA